Ricinus communis (castor bean) is the source of this 2294-nucleotide messenger RNA. Its product is annotated as leucine aminopeptidase. Lineage: Eukaryota; Viridiplantae; Streptophyta; Magnoliopsida; Malpighiales; Euphorbiaceae. Gene Ontology annotation, cellular component: cytosol. The transcript is spliced from 4 exons. Gene Ontology annotation, molecular function: metallopeptidase activity; zinc ion binding. The coding region runs from base 198 to 2057 and encodes 619 amino acids. Gene Ontology annotation, biological process: proteolysis. The record is from RefSeq and is a predicted model, not a curated record.
CUUUUUCUUUUUUGUAAAAGAAGUAUUAUUCUCUUUCAACUUUAGAAGAUUGAGAUCAUUACUAGUAAGCUUUUGUUUGAUUCCCCCUCCAAAUUUGAAAAAGAAAAGAAGAACCAAACCCAAAUUAUUGUUCUCUCACACACUCUCUACCUCAGGAAGAAAUCUGAAAACCCUAACAUUAAAAUUCUUCAACAGAAAUGGCACCGGUCGAUCCACACUCUUACACUGAUUCAACACACCCAUUAACAACCCAUAUUUCUCUCUCUCUCUACUUCGAUUUCUCUGCCUCCACGAUCCACGGCACCGCUCUCUUUUCCCUCUCUACGCCGCACACCGGCCAUAUCUCAUUCGACACUCGCUCUCUCACUAUUCAUAAAAUCGCGGACCCUGUAACUCGAGCCUUAAUCCCUUUCUCUCUCUCCCCUGAAAUUGACCCAAUCAAGGGCUGCCACCUUACUCUCUCUCUCCAAAACCAAUCCUCGUUUCUCAUUCUCUAUUCCACUUCACCAUCUUCCUCAGCUCUCCAAUGGCUCUCGCCGCCGCAAACUUUUGGGAAGGCUCAACCUUUUGUGUAUACGCAGUGUCAGUCAAUUCAUGCUCGCUCUGUCUUCCCUUGUCAGGAUACUCCAGCUGCAAGAAUUUGUUACUCUGCAAGGUUGAAUAUUCCUCGCCAGCUGGCGGCCGUUAUGUCGGCUAGACAUUGUCAUCGCCGCGCCCCUGUUUCGGGUGAUGUUGAAAAUAGUAUCGACGAGGGUACUGAUUUUGAUUUGAAGUCGAUAUGGUGUGGUGAAGGUAGAGUUAUUGAGGAAUUUGUUAUGGAACAGCCAAUUCCUCCGUAUUUAUUUGCGUUUGCUGUUGGUGAAUUAGGGUUUAGAGAGGUGGGACCGAGGACUAGGAUUUAUUCUGAGAAUGUUGGUGAUGUGUUGGACGCGGUUGCAAGAGAGUUUUCUGGGACUGAGGAGAUGAUUAGGCAAGGGGAGAAGUUGUUUGGGGAAUAUGAGUGGGAGAGGUUUGAUUUGUUAGUUUUGCCACCCAGUUUUCCUUAUGGCGGAAUGGAGAAUCCGAGGAUGGUGUUUUUGACUCCUACUGUCAUUAAGGGUGAUUCCAGUGGGGCGCAGGUUGUGGCUCAUGAGUUGGCCCAUAGUUGGACUGGGAAUUUGAUCACUAACACGAAUAAUAACCAUUUUUGGUUGAAUGAGGGUUUUACAACAUAUGCGGAAAGGAGAAUUGUAGAGGUUGUGCAAGGAGAAGACAAAGCUGUACUGAAUAUUGGAAUUGGCUGGAGGGGUUUAAAUGAGGAAGUAGAGAGAUUUAAGGACAACAUGGAGUUCACUAAGCUCAAAACCAAUCAAGAGAAUGCAGACCCCGAUGAUAUGUAUUCACAAGUUCCAUAUGAGAAGGGUUUUCAGUUUUUGUGGCGCAUAGAACGCCAGAUUGGAAGACCUGCAUUUGAUGAGUUCCUCAAGAAAUAUAUUGCCACCUUCAAGUUUAAAUCAAUUGAUACAGAUAUGUUUCUUGACUUCUUGAAAGCAAAUGUCCCUGGAAUAGAGAAGGACAUUGACCUACAAUUAUGGACCGAGGGUACUGGCAUCCCUCCAGAUGCAUAUGAACCAGUUUCCAAUGUAUACACAAAGAUUAUAUCACUUGCACAUGAGUUUAAGCUUGGUACGAUGCCUGGGGAGGUUGAAGUUGCUGACUGGCAGGGGCAGGAAUGGGAGCUUUACUUAGAAAACCUACCGAAAUCAGUUGAAGCUUCUCAGAUCAUAGCCUUGGAUGCACGCUACAGGCUGUCAGAAUCAAAGGAUUAUGAAGUGAAAGUAGCAUUCCUCGAACUGGCCAUUUUAUCUGGCUGCAAAGAUUACUUCAGCGCGGUGGAGAAAACCUUAAAGGAAGUUGGGAGGAUGAAAUACCUUCGCCCACUCUACACCGCCCUAGUUCAAGGUACUGGAAAGGAAGAAGAAAAGAUUUUGGCUAAACGGGUGUUUGCAGAUGCUCGUGAUUGUUAUCACCCUAUAGCUCAAGGUGUUGUUGAGGCUAUCUUUGCCAAGCAUUUGUAGAAUGAUAUAUAGCAAUAAUAUCUGGAACCUAAUAUCCAGGCCAAACCUUGAUGUUUUGGGUCUGUCAACUUUGAUCUUAGAGAUCCAGGACGGUAAUAGUAACUUUUAUCUUGCCAAUGUUGGCGUUGCAAAGCAAGCUUUGCUGCCAAUGCUAAUCUUGCAAUGUUAAUGGAAACAUCAUAUUUUGACAGUGAAAAUUCCUCUUUUCAAUUGCCUUCAGCAUGCAAGGCUUGUGUA